GAUGUUCUCGUGGUAAUUCUUUGCAGAAUACUUUUGUCGGUCGGUUGCUUGAAAACAGGUGCUGUCCUCCAAAACGUGCUAGAAAGAGUUUCCAGCCUACUUUGUUUUACUUGCAAGAGUUUGCAGGAGGUUAACGGAGCUCAAUAAUUUAUUCGCGGGUGCACUCGAUGCGACGGGCGGAUCAAUAACCCUCGCUUUCGGAGCGCGGCACAUCAGAAGGCAGUGUGGUGUGGUGCAAGGAAGUAGCAGUGUGAUCAGUGUGGUGGAAAACAAAUUUAUCUAGCGCUCCGCUUUUAAUCCCUAUCCGUUUGCCUUGCGCUAGUGUGUGCUUUUUCGUCGGUUGCCAGGGGUAACAGUGAAUACUGGGAGGCGGUUACAAACCGAAGGGCUACCAGAAAGGUGUAAAACAACGCGUCCCGUCGUCGUACCAGCAACCCUGACCUGCGAGGGAAAACUGUGCCCCAAAGAAAACUAACCAUCUGCACUCGGUACAGUAUUCAAAAUGAGUAUGGCCGAUGGGGGUGCGGAGCUGCGGCGCCGUUUGCCAGCGGAAGGUGAAACAGCAGCAACAGCGGACGCACAACAGCAGCACGAAAGCCCCAAACAACAGCAGCAACCACAGGAGUGUGCCACCACGGAAAACUCCGACCAUGUUGACUCGGAAACAGAGACGGAAGAGCGGCUGCCGGACGAGAAGUACGUCGACGAGAUGGCCAAAAAGCUGCCACAGGGCACCAACAAGAUGCCGGAGGUGCUUGGUCAGGCACUGAGCGGACUACCGGAUAGAUGGAAGAAUUGGGUGAUACGAGGCAUCUUCACAAUGAUCAUGAUCAGUGGAUUCUGUCUGAUCAUCUACGGUGGCCCGCUGGCGUUGAUGGUAACGGCCCUCGCUGUGCAGGUGAAAUGUUUCCAAGAGAUUAUCUCGAUCGGUUACUCCGUGUACCGCAUUCACGGAUUGCCCUGGUUCCGCAGUCUUUCCUGGUACUUCCUGUUGACGUCGAACUACUUCUUCUACGGUGAAAAUCUGGUUGACUACUUCGGUGUCGCGGUCAGCCGAGUGGACUCACUCCGUUUUCUAGUCAAAUAUCAUCGCUUCCUGUCGUUCUGCCUGUACUGCAUCGGAUUCGUCUGGUUCGUGCUGUCGCUGGUGAAGAAGUACUACAUGAAACAGUUCAGUCUGUUCGCCUGGACGCACGUGGCACUGCUGAUCGUGGUCACGCAGAGCUACCUGAUCAUUCAGAAUAUCUUCGAGGGCUUGAUCUGGUUCAUCGUACCCGUUUCGAUGAUCGUGUGCAAUGACGUGAUGGCGUAUAUGUUCGGGUUCUUCUUCGGCCGCACACCGCUGAUUCAGCUCAGUCCGAAGAAGACCUGGGAAGGGUUCAUCGGCGGCGGGUUCGCAACCGUCGUCUUUGGCCUGCUGAUGUCGUACGUCCUCUGCCAGUUCCAGUUCUUCGUCUGCCCGAUCGAGUAUUCGGAGGCACAGGGCCGCAUGCUCAUCGAAUGCGAACCGAGCUAUCUGUUCCGACCGCAGGAAUAUCACAUCUCACUGGUACGAAAGGAGCGGAACGAUUGUUUGUCCAACGAAGGGUCUAAUAUGUUUUUAUUUUCCUCGCAGUUUGCGUUUAGCAAAACAGUCACGAUGUAUCCUUUCAUGCUCCACUCGUUGUCGAUGAGCAUCUUCAGCUCUGUGAUUGGACCGUUCGGUGGAUUCUUCGCUUCCGGAUUCAAGCGCGCAUUUAAAAUUAAGGACUUUGGAGAUAUGAUUCCUGGACACGGCGGUAUCAUGGAUCGCUUCGAUUGUCAGUUUUUGAUGGCUACGUUUGUGAACGUCUACAUCUCCAGCUUUAUUCGCUUCGCUUCCCCACAGAAACUUUUGAACAUGGUCUACAGUCUCAAGCCAGAGGAGCAGUUGCAGUUAUUCAAUCAACUGAAGGGCAGUCUAGAGGAGCGAAAUAUUAUUAAUUUAAAUUAGAUUCCACCGAGCGUUUAACUAGUUACCGUUGUUAUUGUUAUUUCUAUGUACACAUGUUUCAGUUGUGUUUUUUUUACAUUGUUAGUUCUUUCCCAAUUGGUAGUAAGCUGCGAUAAUGCAUCAACUCCAAACCGCUGACCAGAGAUACGAAGAAAUCCGCGUUACCCUGUUUCAAAUUAC
Messenger RNA from Anopheles coustani, 2152 nucleotides. It is a transcript of the gene Cds, whose product is annotated as phosphatidate cytidylyltransferase, photoreceptor-specific. Gene Ontology annotation, molecular function: phosphatidate cytidylyltransferase activity. The record is from RefSeq and is a predicted model, not a curated record. The transcript has 7 exons. The coding region runs from base 503 to 1972 and encodes 489 amino acids. Gene Ontology annotation, cellular component: endoplasmic reticulum membrane. NCBI's taxonomy places the organism in Eukaryota, Metazoa, Arthropoda, Insecta, Diptera, Culicidae.